Messenger RNA from Cinara cedri, 2562 nucleotides. The record is from the annotation of a GenBank genome assembly. Lineage: Eukaryota; Metazoa; Arthropoda; Insecta; Hemiptera; Aphididae.
ACCGGUUUUGCGAUCGCGUCGUUUGCGUUCUCGAUUGUAUUUUUUUUUUUAUUUUAAAUUUAUAUUUCAUUCGUCCGCGCGCUCGGUGCAGUGUACGCCGUGCCCGUGCCGUUUACGAUGCGCCGUUGAGUGAUAUAUUUUUAUUUUAUUAUUUUUUUUUUUUUCUUUUCUAUUCCUCCUCGAAACUUUCUUAUCCGCGCGGCGAAAUCGAGUGCGACCGAAUCGCGAACCGUCGUGAACUGCGUGCGAAGUGAUAUCGUUGCGGACUAUUGUCAUUUUUCCCGGGCGCGUGUACAUUUUUUUUUUUUUGUUCCCCGCCGCGAAAAUGCGGCGGCCCUCCNUUUUUUUUUUUUGUCCCCCGCCGCGAAAAUGCGGCGGCCCUCCGGCAGUGCGACGGUCCGUCUCUGCGCGUCGCUUUUGGCGACGGUCCUGCUGCUGCUACCGUCCGUCCUGUCCUACGACGCGUGCCCGUCCGUGUGCUCGUGCAAAUGGAAAGGCGGCAAACGGACGGUCGAGUGCGCGGACCGGGCGCUCAUCACCGUGCCGACGGGCGUCGACGCGGACACCCAGGUGCUGGACUUGUCCGGCAACAAUCUGCAGAUAUUGCCGAACGAGACGUUCUUCCGGGCCGGGUUGGUGAACCUGCAAAAGGUGUACUUGCACAAGUGCCGCAUUGGCCAGAUCGACGAGACGGCGUUCCGCGGUCUCACCAACCUGGUCGAGUUGGACCUGUCCGACAACCUGCUGACGUCCGUGCCGUCGUACGUGUUCCGCGACAUUCCGUUCUUGCGCGACCUGUCCGUCGCCUCCAACCCCAUACAAAAGAUCGAGGCGCGCGCGUUUUUCGAUUGCCCCGGCGUGGUCAAGGUGGACGCCUCCAACUGCGGCCUGCAGUCCGUGGCCGGCGAGGCGUUCGACGGCGUGACCCGGCUGGAGACGCUCCGGAUCAACGGCAACCGGUUGACCGAGUUGCCGGCCGCCCUGCUCCGAGCCCUCAACAAGCUCCGGACCAUCGAACUGCACGACAACCAGUGGGUGUGCGACUGCCGCUUGCGCCCCAUGAAACUCUGGCUGUCCAACAACAACGUGCCGUACAGCCAGCCGGCACUGUGCACCGGCGGUCCGGAACGGCUGUCCGGAAAGCAGUUGACGGACCUGGACGUGGAGGAUUUCGACUGCCGGCCGGAAGUGCGCGCCGAGUCGCGGUACGUGGAGGUGACCGAGGGCGAGAACGCGACCGUCCGGUGUAGGGUGGAGCCGGGCUCGAUGGCGCACAUCGCGUGGUACCUGAACGGCCGCCGAUUGCAGGGGGCCGGGACGCCCGCCAUCGGUUAUCCGGGCGCGUCGUCCGCGAACCCGCGGAUGUUCGUGGUGGACGGUAUGGACGACGCGGACGGCGGCCGGCGCAGCGAAAUGACGCUGACGGACGUGCGGCGCGAGGACGCGGGCCAGUACUCGUGCCUGGCCGAAAACCGGGCCGGCAACUCGGAAGCCAAUUUCACGGUGUACGUGCUGGAGAAACCGUCGGCGAUCGCCACUUUCGGGUCGGCGCACGUCACCGGCGUGGCCGCCGCGAUGGCCGCGCUGAUCGUGUUCAUUUUGGGAUUGAUCGCGUGGACGGUGAUCCGGAUCCGCCGGUCCGGUUAUCCCGCGGACACCAAGCCGACGACGGAAUCGGUCAAUCGCAAACCCAACGGCACGUCGAUGGCGAUGAACGGCGCCGGCGGCGGCGGUUACAUGAACGGCGGGAUCAUAGCCGGCGGCGGGAAAACCAACCCGGCGUUGGACAUAUCGUCCGUGAUCGAACGCAAUUACGACCCCGACCUGGAACCCGGCCCCGGGCCCGUGACUCCCACGGGAUCGUAUCACGUGGCCGGAUUGGACCUGAUACACGACCACGACGCUUCCCGGUUGGAAAUGUGCGAUUCCCCGAUGUCGUCGACCGCGAAACCGCCCCCGUCGUAUUACAGCGGCGGCGGCGGCGGCAGGGCCGCCGGACCCGGGGGGAACGUGCGGCCGUACGACGACCGGACGCCCAUCAUCGGAACGGGGAGCGCCGGCGACGCGUACAGCGUGGGCACGGGAUCCGACGAGGUUUUCUCGUACAACAGCCAACAGCAAUUGCACUACGGCGGCGGCGGCGGCGGGCACUACGCGCCCCAACAGCAGCACGCGGUCGGCGGCGGCGGCGGCAGCGUCGGCGGCGGCGGUAGCGUCGUCAGCGAUUAUCCGGCCGACUACGGUCUUCCGAUCUUACCGCCCCAGGGUCACCAUCACUCUUCGACCAACGUGUCACAGCACCACCAGUUCCACCCUCAGCAACACGGCCAGCAGCCGCAGCAGCAACAGCAGUAUUACAACCCGCAGCAGCAGCAUCACCAGCAGCACCAGCAGCAUCAUCAUCAACAGGACGACGAGGGGAUGAUGACGUUACAACACCACCAGCCGUCGGUGAAAACCCUCCGGGUGUGGCAGCGGGGCGUACCGGUGUUGCCCACCACGCCGUCCCUGCAAAGGUUCGCCAACAGGACUUCGCCCACGACGCCCGGUACCGACGUCUGA